CGGGGCGUUACACGGGGAUCGGGUGGUUCCACGAGACUCGGUCUGUCUGUGUGUGUGUGUGUGUUGCUGCCGGACGCUGGCUGCCAUGGGGCUGCGGCGUGUUGCAGCGGUGGUGUUGGUUCUGGCCGUGUCGGCUCUGACGCUGGGCGGCUGGUGCGCGUUGGCGGGGCCGCGGGGAGAGCAGCUCCUCCCGCUGGUGUUGUGUACCUGGCAGUACCGGGCGGCUGCCGAGCAAGCCUGGAAGACGGUUAAUUCUGAUGGGUCGGCACUGGAUGCGGUGGAGAACGGGUGCAGUCUGUGUGAGAGGGAACAGUGUCGUGGCACAGUCGGCUUUGGAGGAAGCCCGGAUGAGAGUGGGGAGACCACGUUGGAUGCCAUGAUAAUGAAUGGUGACACGAUGGAGGUUGGGGGAGUCGGGGACCUGCGGAGGAUUAAAAGUGCGAUCAGUGUGGCUCGAGCGGUAAUGGUGCACAGCACUCACACGCUGCUGGUGGGACAGUCAGCUUCAAUUUUUGCUCAAAAUAUGGGGUUCCCCAGCGAAGGUUUGACAACAAAUGUGUCUUUGUCCGAGCACUUAGAGUGGCUGAACCAGAAGUGCCAGCCCAACUUCAGGAAGCAUGUCUCCCCGCCUGCUGAAACCUCAUGUGGACCCUACAAACCAGUGAAUGAGCUCGGAACACAAAAACCAAGAAACAUUUCAGCGCGCAGCCAAUUUCUCAGCCAUGACACCAUCGGUAUGAUUACGAUUCAUCGCAAUGGAUUGAUUGCUGCAGGGACCUCUACUAAUGGACUACUCCACAAAAUCCCAGGCCGUGUAGGGGAUUCCCCGAUCGCUGGAGCGGGUGCCUACGCCGACAGCACAGCUGGAGCAGCAGCUGCGACCGGGAAUGGAGACAUCAUGAUGCGAUUCCUCCCAAGGUACGGCAACUCCCACCACAUUUGCAGCUACCAGGCAGUUGAAUAUAUGAGAAUGGGAAUAGACCCAACUUUGGCGUGCCAGAAAGCUAUUGGAAGGAUCCAAAAGUAUCACCCAAACUUUUUUGGGGCUCUAAUCUGUGCGAACAAGACAGGGCAUUAUGGGGUUGCAUGCAGUAAAUCUCCAAAUUUGACUGAGUUUCAUUUUAUGAUUUUCAAUCCUUCAACAGCUUCAGAAAAGAUAGUCGAUUGCAUUUAAACUUGUUGCCAUCCAGCCGUCAUUUUCUAAAGACCUCAUCAGCUUGUGAAAUUCAAACUGUUUUAUGAACCGAAGUGACAAUUAAAAGAGUUAUUCUGUUAAUUUUCAGAGUUGCGCUUUAUGUACACGCAGGUUAAACUAUUAAGAUUUCAGAAACAUUUACUGGGCUAGUUGCCAGUACAGCAGCUUAUACACUAUAUACAUGAAACAAAGUGGUCUCAUGUUUAUAGAGUCAUACAACAGAGAUAGGCCAUUCAGUCCUGCUCAUCAAAGCUGAACAAGAUGUCUCAACUAAGUUAGUCUCAUUUGACCACAUAUGGCCCAUAUCUUUCUAUUCCUUUCCUAUCCAUGUACCUGUUCAAAGAUCUUUUAACUAUUGUUAUUGUCCCUGCCUCAACUGCCUCCUCUGGCAGCUCGUUCCAUAUACCUUCAUCCUCUCAUCGAGAUCGCCAGUGGUGGAGCUCCAUCCAGCGCGGCCUGUUAGCUUCGGAAGCCACGGUCUCGGGUAAGGAAGCAGCCAUUCCAGGUUUCCCAAGCAGCUGAGAGGAUUCUCCCGACGCCGGAGCACCAUCAUCCGGCGAGAAGGGCCUGGAACAUCGGGCCUCCGUAAAGGCAACUACGGAGGCCUCAGUAGGCCCGACUAUGGGUGGACAUGGGGAUGGGGACUGGACUUUGUGCCUUCCUUCAUAAUGGGAACCAUUGUGGGGGGAUGCUUUUAUGUUUAAAUUUCUUUAUUAUUGUUAUGUUGUCUUCUUUUUAAUGUGUUGCAAUGGCAAUGCGCAUUUCACUACACCAAUUGGUGUAUGUGACAAAUAAAGAACCUUUGAAAAAGC
This is a messenger RNA of Leucoraja erinaceus (little skate), 2007 nucleotides long. Its product is annotated as N(4)-(beta-N-acetylglucosaminyl)-L-asparaginase-like. Gene Ontology annotation, cellular component: lysosome. The record is from RefSeq and is a predicted model, not a curated record. Bases 86 to 1174 code for a protein of 362 amino acids. Gene Ontology annotation, molecular function: N4-(beta-N-acetylglucosaminyl)-L-asparaginase activity. The transcript has 9 exons. Gene Ontology annotation, biological process: protein deglycosylation. NCBI's taxonomy places the organism in Eukaryota, Metazoa, Chordata, Chondrichthyes, Rajiformes, Rajidae.